Molecule: messenger RNA, 1236 nt
Organism: Rotaria sp. Silwood1
Lineage: Eukaryota; Metazoa; Rotifera; Eurotatoria; Philodinida; Philodinidae
Source: the annotation of a GenBank genome assembly
AUGCCAGUCUAUCAUUAUGGUGGCUAUGCAGGUACAGCUAUUGCACUCAAUUCUUACGAUCAACAAUAUGUUAAUAUUCCAUACAUAAAUAUUAGUCACCAGAGUUUUACACUUGAAGUGUGGUUUAUUCUAUUACCUCCUACGGGUAUAUCAAUUAAUCAAACAGAUUUUGGAAUAUUUGGACAAUGUAGUACAGAUCAAAAAUGUUUUCUUGUGACUGUUCGUAAAGGUCAUAUUCAUGUUAGUUUUGAUUCUCUUGCUAACAAUGUCACAUUGAUCAGUUCGUCUCUAGUCGCCUAUUAUUAUUGGGUGCACAUAGCUGUUGUUUAUGAUGCCAAUGCUUUACAACAAAGGUUAUAUAUAAAUGGACGUCUUGAAAUAAUUUCAACUGGCAUUGUAAGUCCUUAUGAUGGCUUAGUAACUGGUGCGAGUGCAUGGAUAGGUCGCACGAAAUCCGCAGCUUACUCUCUAUCAUAUUUUAACGGAUACAUCGAUCACUUUUUGUUAACACCAAAUAUUGUCAAAUCGACCUGUCAAAUUUAUAAUGAUGCAACACUUGCUUUCUAUUUUCCGUUUGAUUCUAAUCAAACUACUUAUGAUCUAAGUAUUUAUUCAUACUCUGUUAUAACAAUGGAUACUUCAUUCGUCUCUGGUCGUGUAAAUCAAGCACUGCUUUUUUCACCGACAAACAAUAGUUUUUUUCAAUCUCAAUGUUAUUCAUAUAAUCGUCAAUCAGCUACUUACACUUUUUCACUUUGGAUAUAUCCUCAAAAUAUUCUUAAAGGUGGCAGUAUCAUUCAUGUUUCCUUUUUGCAAAAUGGGAAUGGAACACUCUGUUAUGAUCUUCUAAGUUUAACGGCUAAUGGCGAAUUGGUUGUUCAAAUAGUGCAUAACACAUCGUUAACCAUAGCUGUUCAAGGACCAGUAUUACCCAAUGAUACUUGGACUCAUGUCACAGUAAUCUAUAGUUACUUUAGUGGAGUACGAUUAUUAUUAAAUGGAACAGUUACUAAUUUUUAUCCAAAUACAGUUUAUGGUUUAUACUUUUAUAUUUACACCUAUCAACAACUUUACAUUACACUUGGCAACAAUCGUCCAGCAGGAGCACCAUUACCGAGUUGCUUGGUCGGUUCAUUACCUAUUGAUUCUGGUGCUUUUUCUGGUAUUAUCGAUGAAUUUCGUUUAUUUAUGCGUGAAUUGACUGGUGACGAAAUUUGUCAACUGGUGAAUCCUUAA